Messenger RNA from Microtus oregoni (creeping vole), 7638 nucleotides. It is a transcript of the gene Scaf4, whose product is annotated as SR-related CTD associated factor 4. Gene Ontology annotation, cellular component: nucleus. NCBI's taxonomy places the organism in Eukaryota, Metazoa, Chordata, Mammalia, Rodentia, Cricetidae. The record is from RefSeq and is a predicted model, not a curated record. Gene Ontology annotation, biological process: negative regulation of termination of RNA polymerase II transcription, poly(A)-coupled. The coding region runs from base 448 to 4071 and encodes 1207 amino acids. The transcript is spliced from 20 exons. Gene Ontology annotation, molecular function: RNA polymerase II C-terminal domain phosphoserine binding; RNA binding.
UGUCCCAGGGUGCCCCGCGCGGCGUGCACUCGGGUCGCUGCCGCCAUCCUGCUGGCGAAAGAGAGGCGAGAGACAGAGAGGCCCGCCCGCUAGCCGGCCCGGCCAGUGUGGGCCAGUGCGUGAGGGCGCGGGGGGCCGUGUCAGCGCGACGCAGAGCGCAGCCGCCACCGCCAAACGGACAUGUUGGAGCCCCGUGCUGCCGCCACCUCCCUUCCCUCCUCCGGCGCACGGGACUGAGCGGGGGCCCGCCGCUUCUGACUGCGCUCGACCGGCCCGGCCUCGCCGCCUCGGCCGCAGCCCCUUCCUGCUCGGCCUCGGCCUCCGCCGCUCGUCGCCUACCGUCCUCCUCCCCCCCACGCCCCAGGCCCUGCCGGCUCCCGGCCCUGCUCCGCCGCGGCGCGAGGUCUAUGUGACCGGCGGGCCCGGAGCAGCCGCCGCAACACGAACAUGGACGCCGUCAACGCCUUCAACCAGGAGCUUUUUUCACUGAUGGACAUGAAACCUCCCAUCUCUAGAGCCAAAAUGAUUUUGAUUACUAAAGCUGCUAUUAAAGCUAUUAAGCUUUACAAGCAUGUUGUUCAGAUAGUAGAGAAAUUCAUCAAAAAGUGUAAGCCAGAAUACAAGGUUCCAGGAUUAUAUGUCAUUGAUUCCAUUGUGAGACAGUCUCGUCAUCAGUUUGGAACUGAUAAAGAUGUUUUUGGGCCAAGAUUCUCUAAAAAUAUAACUGCUACAUUCCAAUAUUUAUAUCUUUGUCCAUCUGAAGAUAAGAGUAAAAUAGUUCGUGUGCUAAAUCUUUGGCAAAAAAAUGGAGUAUUCAAAAUUGAAAUUAUUCAGCCUCUUUUGGACAUGGCAGCAGGAGCCAGUAAUGCUGUUCCAGUAGCAGAAAAUGUUACCAACAAUGAAGGCUCACCUCCACCCCCAGUAAAAGCCUCUUCUGAACUUGCACAAGCUUCCACAAACUCCAUGCCUACUUUACCACAGUUGCCGAGCUCUGAUGCCUUUGCUGCUGUGGCUCAGCUGUUUCAGACAACCCAAGGCCAGCAGCUGCAGCAGAUCCUUCAGACUUUUCAACAGCCUCCAAAACCACAGUCUCCCGCCCUUGACAAUGCUGUGAUGGCUCAGGUUCAGGCUAUCACAGCUCAGUUAAAGACAGCUCCUACACAACCACCUGAGCAAAAAGCUGCUUUCCCCCCACCUGAACAAAAAACUGCAUUUGACAAGAAGCUGCUUGAUAGAUUUGAUUAUGAUGAUGAGCCUGAAGCUGUGGAAGAUGCAAAGAAAGAGGAUGCUGCUGUCACCGCUGUAGCCUCUGCUGCUGCUGCUGCUCCUACACCCACUGUGGCCACACCUGCCAUUGCUCCUGCUGUGCCAGUCCCCUCUGCCACCUCGCCCCCUCCUCCACAGGUGCCAUUUGGCUAUCCUGGGGAUGGCAUGCAGCAGACAGCCUACACACAACAUCAAAGUAUGGAUCAGUUUCCCCCUCGGAUGAUGGGAAUGCAGCAGGAUACAGUGCACCAUCAGGUUCCACUUCCUCCUAAUGGACAGAUGCCAGGAUUUGGGCUUCUCUCUGCACCUCCAUUUCCUCCCAUGCCACAGCCUGGAAUGCCGCAGCCUGGGAUGGCCCAGCCUGGGAUGCCUCAGCCUGGGAUGCCUCAGCCUGGGAUGCCGCAGCCUGGGAUGGCCCAACCUGGGAUGCCGCAGCCUGGGAUGGCCCAACCUGGGAUGCCGCAGCCUGGGAUGGCCCAACCUGGGAUGCCGCAGCCUGGGAUGGCUCAACCUGGGAUGCCGCAGCCUGGAAUUCCACCCCCAACGCCACCAGUACAACCAACUUUCCAACCUACUUUUCAGCCACAAAAUGAACCCCUUUCACAAAAACCACAUCAGCAGGAAAUGGAAGUAGAACAGCCUUGUAUCCCAGAGGUUAAGCGGCACGUGCCAGAGAGCAGAAAAUCGAGAUCUAGGUCAGCAUCCAGGUCACCAAAAAGAAGAAGAUCUAGAUCUGGCUCUAGGUCUCGGAGAUCCCGCCACCGACGUUCUCGGUCCCGGUCCAGGGACAGGCGCCGGCACUCACCUCGGUCUCGAUCUCAAGAAAGACGGGAUCGAGAAAAAGAGAGGGAACGGCGACAAAAAGGCCUCCCUCAGAUCAAGUCAGAAACUGCAAGUGUUUGUAGUACCACACUGUGGGUGGGACAGCUGGACAAAAGGACUACUCAGCAGGAUGUUGCCAGUCUCUUAGAAGAGUUUGGUCCUAUUGAAUCAAUUAAUAUGAUUCCUCCCAGAGGUUGUGCCUAUAUCGUAAUGGUUCACAGGCAGGAUGCAUACCGUGCCCUGCAGAAACUGAGCCGGGGAAACUAUAAAGUGAACCAGAAAUCCAUAAAGAUUGCCUGGGCCUUAAACAAAGGAAUAAAGGCAGAUUAUAAGCAGUAUUGGGAUGUUGAAUUGGGUGUUACUUAUGUCCCGUGGGACAAAGUCAAACCUGAGGAGCUGGAGAGUUUUUGUGAAGGAGGAAUGUUGGACAGUGACACACUUAACCCAGAUUGGAAAGGCAUCCCCAAGAAGUCUGAAAAUGAAGUUGCUCAAAAUGGAGGUGCAGAAGCCUCCCACACAGAUCCAGUGUCACCCGUACCUAAGCCUUUGCCUGUGCCUGUCCCUCCUAUUCCUGUUCCUGCACCUAUCACAGUGCCCCCUCCACAGGUCCCACCUCAUCAACCGGGCCCUCCUGUAGUUGGUGCUCUCCAGCCACCUGCUUUCACACCUCCCUUAGGAAUCCCCCCUCCAGGCUUUGGCCCUGGCGUUCCUCCUCCUCCACCACCAUUUUUGCGCCCAGGAUUCAACCCGAUGCAUUUACCACCAGGUUUUCUUCCUCCUGGACCCCCACCUCCUAUAACUCCACCAGUAUCCAUUCCUCCUCCUCACACUCCACCAAUAAGCAUCCCGAACUCUGCUAUCGCUGGUAUAAAUGAAGACACUACAAAAGACUUAUCUAUUGGAAAUCCCAUUCCAACAGUGGUGUCUGGGGCUAGAGGAAACGCCGAGUCUGGUGACAGUGCGAAAAUGUAUGGCUCUGCUGUGCCACCUGCUGCACCCACGAGUCUGCCUACCCCUCCUGUAACCCAGCCUGUUUCACUUCUUGGCACUCAAGGAGUUGCACCUGGUCCUGUAAUUGGGCUCCAGGCACCAUCUUCUGGUCUUCUUGGUGCCAGACCUGGCAUGAUCCCACUCCAGCGCCCCCCAGGGAUGCCUCCACCUCACUUGCAGCGGUUUCCUAUGAUGCCACCUCGCCCCAUGCCACCGCACAUGAUGCACAGAGGUCCGCCUCCAGGACCAGGGGGCUUUGCUAUGCCCCCUCCUCAUGGAAUGAAAGGGCCCUUUCCACCACAUGGCCCUUUCGUUAGGCCUGGUGGAAUGCCAGGGCUUGGGGGCCCAGGCCCAGGCCCGGGAGGACCAGAAGAUAGAGAUGGAAGGCAGCAACAGCCGCAGCAACAACAACAGCAGCAGCAGCCGCAGCCACAACAGUCACAGCCACAGCAGCCACCACCGUCACAGCAGCCAGCACCAGCUCAGCAGCAGCCACAGCAGUUUAGAAAUGAUAACAGGCAGCAGCUCAAUUCAGGUAGAGACCAAGAAAGGUUUGGAAGAAGAUCUUUUGGAAAUAGGGUGGAAAAUGACCGGGAACGUUAUGGCAACCGUAAUGAUGAUAGAGAUAAUAGUAACCGUGAAAGGAGAGAGUGGGGAAGAAGGAGCCCUGACCGGGACAGACACAGAGACUUGGAAGAGAGAAAUAGGCGCUCUAGUGGGCAUCGGGACCGAGACAGGGAUUCUAGAGACAGAGAGUCUCGUAGAGAGAAGGAAGAUAAUCGAAAAGAGAAGCAUGAGCUCACAGACAGGGCAGGUGGUAGCAAAGCCAGUGAACCUCCCCUUAGCCAAGUGGGAAACGUAGACACUGUUUCAGAACUUGAUAAGGGGGAGGCCAUGGCCACAGUGGUAAAACCUGAAGAGUCACCUGCUGAGGCUACCUCAUCCGUUGAACCCGAGAAGGAUUCUGGCUCAGCAGCAGAGGCUCCUCGCUAGAGACUGGAUAUGACAGAAUGUGACAGUGACACUUGGGUGUAGAGCUGAGGUGUACAGAUGCUGUAUAAUAUUUGCUCCUGCUACAUCACCCCACAGUAGUUGAUGGGGACUGUAAGCAAUUUGAUUGCUUCCCUUCUAUUUAAAAAUAGCCACAAAAUAACAAAAAAUACUGAAAAUAUAUUACCCUUUUUUGCUGUAACUUUUUAAAAGUUUUGGCUUUUAAAAGUUUACAAAUCCUAAUUAGAAGUGCUCUCUAUUUUUUUUUUUAAUUUAAGACAAGGUAACGGUGAAAGCUCCUCAAACAAUAGGGAUGUUUUUAAUAAACUCUAUUUUCGUAACAAACUUUAAUGUGUGCUAUUCUUCAUACACUGCAUUAAGGUGGAAAAGGAUGUUAGCCAUCUAAGUUUGAGCUGUUGAUAAUGUAUUGGAGUCUAGACUUUUUGGGGAAAAGAACACUUACAUGAAUUCUAUUUUAAUAUUUUGGUCAUAAUUUGAUUAUAAGGUAAAAAUUAGUGAGCUUAACGUUAAACUAAGAAACCUGUGUUCUUUUUUCCCGUUGGCUUUGUGGUAAUGUUGCCAUAAUUAAUUUGUAAAGAUUUGCUAAGAGAAAUAAUUGGAUUCCCAACAUUACACAUGACACUACAAAUUACCUGAUUGCCUGGGCUUCACUUAACUUAGAAAGUUGAGUGUGUUGUUUAUAAUCAUUCUGUUCAAAUUGCUAAGGUGUAAAACAAGGUCAAGGUUAAUGUAUGCAACCAGAAAGUGUUUUUAUAGAUUAGGUAUAGUGUAACAUCUCUUGUAUGCUUUGUUUCCUUCAUCUUCAACAACCCGAGUACACUGCACUUUUUGCUACUACAAACUGAGACUCCAAUAGUAUUGAAAGCGCUGACAUAGAAGUCAGGGACUUAAUGUUAGUUAGGUAUUACAGUUCUCAACCUUCCUAAUGCUGUGACCCCUUAUGUUUUGGUGACCCCAACCAUAACAUUUUUUUUGCUACCUCAUAACUGUAGUUUUGUUACUGUUUUUAAUCAUAAAUAUCAGAUGUGGAAUCCCCCCCCCCCAAGGGGGUUCUGACCCACAGGUUGAGAAGCACUGAUUUACAGUCUGAACGACUUUUUCCUAAACCUACAUUAAGGACAAGUACAAUAACUCAGCCAGUAAAGACACUUUCUGCCAUCUUUGAUGGCCUCAGCUUCAUCCCUGGGACCCAAGUGGUGGAAGAACUGGUUUUCCCCUCAUACACAUACCCUAAAAAUAGGUAAAUGUGAUUUUAAAACUGCAAGGUCCUAAAUGGGCUUAGCUGUAGAGUGCCGAGAAGUUCCUUUUUGUAUGGUCUCACUUGAAUUUUAAAUGCAAGGUCUUUAUGAUAAUGCAGCUGUCCUGGGUUUAGUUUUAUGCUGACCCUACUUAGAUUAUUAAGUUUUUGCUCUAGAAUACUUCUGAAAAAUUAUAUCCAAUUUUCCAGUGCCCAAAUUUCAAGAACAGGCUUGCAUUCCCAACUAAAAGUACUGAGAAAUGACCCACUAAGCAGAAGAGCUCUUGUGACUACACCAGAUGCUUACUCUCUGCAUUUGAGUCACCCCACUCAGCACUACUUAAGAAAUAUGUGACAGUUUCCUCAAACUUCAGCAUAGCCACUUAGGAACACAUUCCAGUUUUCAAACUUGGAAACACCAAAACUUGUACCAAGUAUGUGAUUGUGAAUGAGUAGGACUAUGGCUUACACCUGAUUUGUCAAAAGUAUUUCAGUUGAAUGAACUAUUUCAGAUAGCCACAAGCCAGUUAGGUUAGUUUUUCCUGUAGUUAAGUCAGGAUUAAGGCAGGACCUCCAAUUUGGUUUCCUCUGCCUCCCCCAGUGCUGCUGUGAUUUUUCCAGAGCACCAAAGAUGACACCAGCUUCGCCUGAAAAGUAGAGUAGGUAAUUGCCUUUUACAAGUUCAAUGCAAGUUAUUCAGGGGCUUUUUCUUAAAUUAUAAUCACUAAAUUUUUAUUUUAAAAUAGCUAUUUUGAAUCUAAAUGAAGAGCUUUAGGUAAUUUCUCUGAAGCUACUAAUGAAGGGCAACAUAUUUUCUAAGACCAAGUUUGGUUUGGGCUACCACAGUCAAGGCCAGCCAUACAUUUUGACAGUAUCAUACAAAACACUUUCAAAACGGAGUACUAUGAAAGUUAGCAUCACUUACUCUUCUUGAUGCUUAAUAUAUGUAAAGCACUAGCUGCAAAUUUAUAUUUGUGUACAUUAAUAGGCUCAAAAUAAGUGUCACUUUGUUGUUUACUCACAGGUUUAAAUGAGAAUUAACUUGAGUUUCAUACCUAUGUGUAACUAAGUCCGGAAAACAGAGGCACAGGAAACCGGCUUUAGUUCAGUGAGUUAUAGAACUAUACACAUCUCCCGAGCAUCAUCAAUCAGUUCUCAUUACAAGUUAAGCAAUCAAAGAGGAGUCACACAGUUACACCUUUAAUUUUACAGUUUAAUGUUCUAGGUUUUUUCUACAGUUUAGCAGGACAGUAGAUGAGUUUGAGACUCAGCCACAAAGGGAAUGUUUACUGGGCAAUCCCAAUCACACCACAGGCCAAACGGCUUCCGGCAUUUCCAGUCUUUGUACUUUCAUCAUUUCCACCUUUGCCCAAGUCAUCUUCUUUCUCGUGGACCUUUGAAAAGAAUAAUUAGGAACAUUUAGUUUGGGCAAUCAAGUAAUUAAUUAGCACUUUCUGGCAAUACCACAAAGACUUAAAAUGGUCACGGACAUUACAAAAUUUUCAAAUCUAUUAGUAAAUUAAGCUAAUAUUUAUACUAGUAGUUAAGAGCAAACAACUAAGUUUUUCCUUGCUAGUGUAUGUUACUGUUUCUAAAUGAAACACUGAAGACUCAAGUGCCUGUACCAGGCCAUGUGGUAUUAUCCUCACACAUACAUAACCCCAAAAUUCCUUGCUAUCAGAAUCUCAUAUCAAUGAACUACAGGCCUACAAAUAAGAAGCAAUUCUAAAUAUCUUUAUUUAGCAACAAAACUAAAUCUUAUUUUUAGAACAUUUAUAAAUGACUGUUCUGCUUCACCAAUAGGGCUGAAGAAAAUUCUAAGGAUAAAGGGUCAACUGAAAGGAAGUGCCUACUGAAAAGGUAGCUGCCUGAGGUGGGCAAGAGCCUUUACUGCUUGUUCUGCAUGAACCAGAUUCAGCUCCCGAGGGUAACUUGGGAAGACGGCUCCCAUAUGGUAACCAAGCGAUGAUAACCUACAGACUUGAAUAUUGACAUCCAUUGCAGAUUUUACACUCAACGAAAUGUUUAACUGUAAGGGGGCAAUCAUGGCAAGAAAAUCUGGCUGUUUCUUCAACUUAGACCCAGUCUGAUCAAAUGUAACCUGCUUUCUACUUACUACAUCUCAGCAGAACAGUGUUAAUGGACCUAGGCAAAUUAACUUUUCACUAUCAUAUCCAAUAAAAACUUUUUCCUAUUCUGAACUCUUAACAAUUUAUGUGAUUCUUUAGAAACGAGUCUUGUUAAUGGACCUAGGCAAAUUAACUUUUCACUAUCAUAUCCAAUAAAAACUUUUUCCUAUUCUGAACUCUUAA